GCAGCAGCCCCGGAGCGCAGCGCAGCUCAGCCCGAAUCGGGAGCCGUCCGUGGCAUGGCGAAGGAAGGGCAGCCGGCAGCGCUGCCUGGCCGCGGUUAGAGCGAUCGAGCGCGGCCGAUCCUUGCGGGGAGAGCGCGGUCCGCGAUGGCUUCCAAGGAGCGGCUGUACGAGCUGUGGAUGCUCUACUUCGCCAAGAAAGAUUUGUCCUACCUCCAGCAGUGGUUAGAAGCCUUUGUGGCCAAUUUCGAGAAGAUCAUCGCUGUCCAUUCUCUGGAACCAAGAAGACCUGAAGACUCCAUAUCUGAAAUUCCACUUUUACCUCUGGAUGUCUUGCAAGUGUUAACCCAACAAUUGACGUCUUCGGUGUCCCAAAUUUCAUGCGACGAGGUAGCCGAACCCGGCUUGAAACAAGCUCUCCUGCUCACCAAGUUCUUCAUCAUUAUUUGCAGGAAUCUCGAAAACGUUCAAGCUGACCGUCCACCCCUCUUUGUCCACGAGCUGAUCGUUCUGCUGUCCACCUGUUCGAAAAAGCUCAACAGCUUCCACACAGACGCCUGGCCCCACCAUCGCCAGCUGGAGAGCGUCACCCUCUACGCUCUGCACCUUUGCGAGUGUCUCUUCGAUCCCUACCAGACUUGGCGGAGGCAGCUGAGUGGGGAGAUUGUGAGUGCGAAAGAGAAGAACAAAUACAAGUUCGCACCAGCUGUGUUGCCUCCGGAGUUCAGUUCCUUUUUUGAAGAAUGUUUUGAAACGGACCGAGAGCUGCCAGAAUGCCUUCAGUUACGGCUAAUUCAUCUUUUGGGGGCUAUUCUAUCUGGAUCCAAACAAAAUGCCCUCCAGAUGAUCACCCCAUCGGCCGUCGAGGUUCUCAUGUUGGUCCUCAGGAGUUGGUGCCUUCCGGCCAGCGGGCCCACCAAGGACCCCCAGUUGCUACAGAUGACCCUCAAGAGUGUGGUGUCCAUGGUCCACAUCCUCCACACCAGCAGCCCCAGCCAACGGGCCAUAGAGAUACGAGCCAUCUUGGACAGCUUCUUCAAGGUCCUGAACGCUGACCAACCCUUGGCCUCGUUGGAAGGGUCACCCGGGCCUCAUUGGGAGGAGAAACUGAUCACACUGCGGGUGAACAUGCUGGAUGCCAUUCCGGAAAUGUUGAAUUCCGACGACCGUCCAGUCUUGCAAGCCAUGUUCCUGAGCAACAAUUGUUUUGAACACAUCAUACGAUUGAUCCAAAACAGCAAGCUCUACCUGAGCAGGGAGUGCAAAGCACCUGCAAGGGAUCUGGCCGCACGGCUGCUGACUGAGAUGGAGACCCAUCAGGUUUUUGACAACAGUUCGGACGCCAUUCCGAUUCACGCCAUUGGGGUCCUCACCUCCAUCAUGGCUACCUCUCCCGCUGCUAAGGAGGUCUUCAAAGAAAGGAUCGGCUACUCCCACCUCUACGAGGUCCUGAAGAGCCAGAGCCAGCCCACCAAGAAACUGCUGCAGGAACUGCUCAACAUGGCUGUUGAAGGGGACCACACCGCCUCCCCUCCGCGCCUCAUCCACAACGAGCAGCCGCUACUGAUCCUGACCCAGUGGAUUCCCGAGCUCACCUCCCUGGACCUCCAGAUCUUCCUUUCGGAGUGGCUGAAGAAAAUCUGCAAUGCUUCUCUCCAGAGCCGGACCACUUGCGUCCGGGCUGGCAUGGUGGGAUACCUGUUGGACACGCUGAGCGCCGCGCAGCAGAAUCUCGACCGCAAAUGCACUGAGAAUCUCGUUGACUUACUGCAAGUGCUUGGCGGUCUCUCGAUCCGUCCGGGCGAGUUACGGCAGUUGCUGAAACUCCUCCGGACCGAGAAUGGCGCAGGUUGUCACCCGUACACCGUACAAGUCGUGCGGGCUCUUUCGGGGAUGGCGCGCAAGGAGGGACCCGAGCGGGCACUGCAGUAUUUCGACCUGACACCCAGCAUGGCGGGGAUCAUGGUGCCCACCAUCCAGAAGUGGCCCGGAGUUGGCUUCGCCUUCCACGCCUGGCUGUGUCUCCUGGCCGAAGAAACCAAGGACGCUCCAGAGGAAACUGGCCGACUGAAGCGGAAACAACUGUACAGCUUCUUCACGGCCAGUGGGACCGGCUUCGAAGCCUUCUUCACCACGGAGGGCAUGUUGGUUGUGGCCGUUUGCACCAAGAAGGAGUAUAUGACGGUCGCUCUGCCAGAGAUUCCUUUCAACGACGCAGCCUGGCAUUGCGUUGACGUGGUCCACGUUGUGGGCCGCCGGCUGUUCAGUCAGAACCUGGUGAACAUUUUCGUAGAUGGUCAGCUCCAGAAAGUGGCCCAGCUGCGUUUCCCGUCCCUUGGCGAGGCCUUCACCUCUUGCUGCAUUGGUUCUGCUGGCCAUCGGACUACAACCACAUCCACGAUCUACUCGCCACCGUCUCAUUCACCAGAUCUGGAGUUUCCAACGCAUCCUUUUCUGAACCGCUCACAAUCCUUCCCAGCAUCUCUGGCUUCUCACACCUGGACGCCCAUCCCGCCCCGGGAAAGCAUGGUUUCCACCAUGAUUGCGGGGACCCAGGACACCGAGUGGGGGAUGCCCACCUCUUUGGAGGGCCAUUUGGGGUCAGUCGCUAUCUUCUACGAGGCACUCCAGCCUGCUCAGGUGAAGGCCUUCUUCAUGGCAGGACCAAAUAUCGCAUCACCAUUUAAGCCUGAUGGAGAUUUUGGGGAACUGAGUAGCAAAUUACUUUUGUACUACACACCCCAGGCCUGUAAAAGCAACAUUUGUCUGGACCUUUCUCCAAACCAUAACCUGGACGGGAGGCUGACAGGACAUCAAGUGGUGAACUGGGACGUUAAGGAUGUCAUCAACUGUGUUGGCGGGAUGGGAGCUCUGCUCCCUCUGCUGGAUCAAGUAGCAUCUCAAAGAGAAGAAAGCAAAGAGAUCCAGGAGAUACAUGAUUUGGUGGGGCCAGAGUUGACGUCUUCACGGAGUGCUCAGGGCUUACACAUUCCCCUGGGAAAAUCUUCAGAGGGCAGACUGGAGAAGAAUGGAGUGGCUGCAUUUUUACUACUGGUGAAGAACUUCCUGUGUGGUCACCAAGUUAAUCAAGAGAGUUUAAUCCAAUGUCACGGUCCGGCCAUCAUUGGAGCCUUGCUACAGAAGGUCUCCAGCCAGCUGGUGGACAUGAAUGUCCUCAUGGCCUCCCAGAUUCUGAUGGAGGCGGUGGCCUCAGAAGGACACAACCUCUUGCUUCAUCUCCUCUACCAGGCCCUCCUCUUUGACUUCCGCAUCUGGACCAACAGCGAUUUUGCCGUCCGGCUAGGACACAUCCAAUAUCUGUCCAACAUAAUUAAGGAUCACAAACAAAGGAUACGGAAGAAAUAUGGAGUGCAGUACAUCCUAGAUGCCAUCCGGACCUAUUACGGAACCUACAAGGAGAAGCCCAUUGCCACCGAUGACCUUCGGACAGUGCAAACGUCCCUCUUCAGCCUCAUCAAGGAAUUCUUCUGCAGGAACAUCUCCAGCGAUGAGAUGCAAAGCACCAUGAACUAUCUGGCAGCAGUAAAUGAUGAGAACCAGGUAUGUGGGAUACUGGAAGUGAUCCAGAGCCUGCAGAAGAGUUCCCCAUGCCAGGACCAGCUCUUCGCUUUCCUGUUUGAGCCAGGCAAUGUGGAGGUCUUCUUCUCCCUACUCAUUCAACGGAAGUUCUCGGAUGAAGUCCGGGAGAGAAUCUUCAAGAUUUUGUACAAGUUGCUGAAGUACGAGAAGAUCCACGAACGGUACAAGCAUCGCUUGAAGCUGAAGGACAUCGGCUACCAUGGCUUCAUCUCGUACCUGAACGACAUCCCGGUUUCUAUACUGUUCUUCCGGUGCCUUCUGGAACAAGUCCUUGGAGCAGAUUCCCCAAACUACAAGGAUUUGAUGGCUGUUGUUUACCUCUCCCACCGGGCAGAUCUGACGGUCAGACUGGACAUCUGCAGGAAGCUCUUCCACCUAAUUUACUCACAGCAUGACAUGGUUAAGCACCUGGCCAAGCUGGCGGGCUGGCAGGACACCCUCACCAAACUCUACGUCAAGGAGUCCUACGAGUCUCGCCAACACAGCCUGUCGAGCUCGGCCAACGGGGUAGACUUCUUGAAGCUCUCGGAGCAAUCCAGCAUAGAAAGAGGGAAAGAGCUAGUGGGCUCCACGAGUCCCUUGACCUCUGAACUGCCGGACUUGGACGUCUUCCUCCCCCUGGGCUACGAAGCUUCUGACCACGAGCUGUCAGAAGGUUUCUCGGAUCUGUCCAUGUCUCCCACCAACCAGAAGAACAAGAUCUUCCAGUCUUACGCCUUCAAAUCCUUCGACUCCUUAGAGCUCGCCAGCCAUUCUUCCUCUUCCAACAUCAUGGAGCUUCACGGGCAGGGAGAAGUCCACCCAGGAGGCCCAGCUGACCGUGUCUACCACCCGCUCUCGCCUUUCUCCAAUUCUCCCUUUGACCUCGGCUUGGAUUUGGGCAGCAGUAGCUCGGCGGCUACCUUGGAAAGUGGCAACCAUACCCCCCUCAGCCUUCCCGGGACGCCAUCUCCUCUGGAGAACUUCAAGCCAUUCCCGGGGUCAAGAGCUCGGAAGAGUUCCAGCUUGUCCAAUGUGCUGGACGAGACGAGCUAUCAAGAAACUCUGCCAAGCGAUAGCAUUUCCAACACAAGCAACCCUCAGCAAACCCCGGAAGAAGAACUGUGCAACCUACUGACCAACAUCAUCUUCUCGGUCACCUGGAGGGGCGUGGAGGGCUGGGACGACGUGGCGUGGAAAGAGCGAGGGCAGGUCUUCUCCGUCCUUACCAAGCUGGGCUCGGCCUGUGAGCUGGUCCGCCCACCUGACGAGAUCAAGCGCAGCCUUCUGGAGAUGAUGAUGGAGUCGGCCUUGACAGACCUAAAGGAGACUACCCCAGCUCUGCUGCCGAGCCUCACCCAAAACGCCUUGAAACUGCUCCAUCUGCUACAGGAUUUCUUAUUCUCAGAAGGUCACAACAACCAGGUGCUGUGGAGUGAGAAGAUUUAUGAGGGUGCCAACAGCCUGCUAGACAAGCUGGGGGUCUGGAACCACUUGGCCACGUCGGACUUGAAGGAGAUGGCCCAAAUCGGUCUGCGGGUGUUGAUUGGUUACAUCAUGUUGGAAGACGUGCAGCUGCAGUCCUUGGCCUACGUCAAGCUUCACGGUCUUCUCCAGACGGCGUCAGCCCCCAAGAAGGAACAAGCCUGUUAUCUCCUAGGCAAACUGGAGACCCAACUCCGGGCUUCUCUGCACACCAAGUCGGAGACCUUCUCCUGGCUGGUGCCCAUCAUCCGGACUUUGAUGGACCAGUGUUACAAUACUUUGCAGCUCCAGCACUACCUGCCGUCCCUGCCACCCACCAACGGCAGCCCCACCUUUUACGAGGACUUUCAGAUCUUCUGCACCCACCAGGAGUGGCUCAACUUCAUUGAGAAGCACGUACAACCAACCAUGGCUCAGUUUGAAAUGGACACAUUUGCCAAGAGCCACGACCAGAUGUCCAAUUUCUGGAACUCCUGCUACGACGCCUUGAUGAGCAGCAAUCAGAGGAGGGAGAAGGAGAAAGUUGAGAGCCGGAGGAAAUUCCAGGAGCUGAUCCUGGAGCCUGUAAUGAAACGGGCGAAAUACGAAAACAUGCGGCACACAAAUACGCUGAAGCAAAUCAACCAUCAUCACAAUACGGUCUUGCAACAAUGGCAGGCUAUACAACGGCUGCUGACUUCUCAGCGCUCCGUGUGGGCUGACCAGAAUCCACCUGAGAUCUACUGGAAGCUAUCCAGCGUGGAGAGCUACUCCCGAAUGAGACUGAAGUUGGUUCCCAAUCACCAUUAUGACCGCCACGCAGAAGCUAGCGCCUUGCGGGACAACCUUGGUGCCGAUGGCUUACACAACCCAGCGGAAUCCCUACCUUUAGCGGUGGCCAAAGAAGCCAAAGUCAGUGAGAUGCAGGACGAUCAGCUAGCAGAAGAAGACCUCUCCUUCUUGGACAAUCACCUAGAACCCAAAGAACAAAACCAGCGAGAGAAACUGCUGAUCUCGGAGGAUUGCGAACUCAUCACCGUUGUGGCGGUGAUCCCGGGGCGCCUGGAGAUCACCACCCAACAGAUCUAUUUUUACGACAGCAACAGCGAGAAAGAGGAGACCGAGGACGGUAUCGGACACGACUUCAAGCGUCCACUUGGUCAGCUCCGGGAGCUGCACCUGCGACGUUACAACCUUCGACGUUCGGCCCUGGAGUUCUUCUUCAUCGACCAGGCGAAUUAUUUCCUCAACUUCAAGAAAAUGGUGAGGAACAAGGUCUAUUCCACCAUCCUCAGCUUGCAGCUUCCCAACCAGAUUUAUCAAGGCAGCCGCUCCCCGCAGGACUUGCUCAAGGCCUCCGGACUGACUCAGAAAUGGGUCUAUAGGGAGAUCUCCAACUUUGAAUACCUCAUGCAGCUGAAUACCAUUGCAGGACGCACCUACAAUGACCUUUCUCAAUAUCCCGUGUUCCCCUGGAUCCUGCAAGAUUAUGUCUCGGAGACCCUGGAUCUCAACAACCCGGCCGUUUUCCGGGAUCUGUCCAAGCCCAUCGGGGUGGCCAAUGAGAAACAUGCCAAAGAUGUUAAAGAGAAGUACGAGAGCUUCGAAGACCCCACGGGAAUGAUUGACAAAUUCCACUAUGGCACCCACUACUCCAACGCAGCCGGUGUCAUGCACUACCUGAUCCGUACAGAGCCGUUCACCACGCUGCAUAUCCAGCUGCAGAGCGGGAGAUUUGAUUGUUCUGAUCGCCAAUUCCACUCAGUUCCUGCCGCUUGGCAGGCUCGCUUGGAGAACCCGGUGGAUGUGAAAGAAUUGAUCCCGGAAUUCUUCUACUUUACCGAUUUUCUGGAGAACCAGAAUGGUUUCGAUCUCGGCUCUCUUCAGAUAUCGAAUGAGAAAGUGGGGGACGUGGUCCUUCCCAAAUGGGCCAAAUCCCCAGAAGAUUUUAUCCACAAACACCGGCAAGCACUAGAAUCCGAGUAUGUCUCAGCCCAUCUGCAUGAAUGGAUCGACUUGAUCUUUGGCUAUAAGCAGAGGGGGCCAGCAGCUGUGGAGGCUCUGAAUGUAUUCUAUUAUUGCACUUAUGAAGGGGCAGUUGAUUUGGACGCGAUCGCAGAUGAAACGCAACGCAAGGCUUUGGAAGGCAUCAUCAGUAACUUUGGGCAGACCCCCUGCCAACUGUUGAAGGAACCUCACCCGGCUCGUUUUUCGGCUGAAAAUGCCGCCAAGAGGCUUUCUCGCCUGGAUACAUAUUCUCCGAACAUUUUUGAAAACCUGGAUCAACUCAAAUCGUUCUUCGUUGAAGGCAUCAGCGACCGGAUCCCGCUUGUCCAGGUGAUCGUGCCCAAGAGCCAGUGUCAUUCUUUCAUGACUCAGGGAUCUCCUGACAUGAUGGUCACAGUCAGUGCCAACGGGCUGCUGGGAACUCACAGCUGGUUGCCGUAUGAUAAAAACAUCUCCAAUUACUUCAGCUUCACCAAAGACUCCACCGUCUCCAACCCAAAGACGCAGCGCUACCUGUACGGCCCCUUUGCUCCGGGGGCAGAGUUGUCCUCCAAGACGUUGGUGGUCUCUCACGACGGCAAGCUCCUCUUCAGCGGAGGUCACUGGGACAACAGCUUGCGGGUCACCUCGUUGAGUAAAGGAAAAGUCGUGGGACACAUCAAUCGUCACAUUGAUGUCGUCACCUGCCUGGCCUUAGAUCUGUGCGGAAUCUACCUCAUUUCUGGAUCGCGAGACACCACCUGUCUGGUGUGGCAAGUCCUUCAGCAGGGUGGAGUGUCUUAUGGCUUGGCUUCCAAGCCAGUCCAGGUCCUCUACGGGCACGAAGAUGAAGUCCUGUGUGUUGGCAUCAGCACAGAGCUCGACAUGGCAGUCUCAGGAUCCAAGGAUGGCACCAUCCUUGUUCACACCAUCCGCCGAGGGCAGUUCAUGAAGUCGUUGAAGCCCCCGUGCGAGAGUUCCCUUCCGGUCACCAUCUCCAACCUGGUUGUAGGUCACGAGGGGCAGAUCGUGGUCCAGACGAUCGUGGGGGGAAGAGCCUCUCCCAAGGACAAAUUCGCCCUCCACCUUUACUCCGUCAAUGGGAAGCACUUGUCUUCUGUCCCUCUGGAUGAGCAGGUUACCUCGAUGUGCGUCACGGAGGACUAUGUCGUGUUGGGUACCCUUCAGUGUUCGUUGCAGAUCAGGGACCUUCAGAGGCUGCAGCCGGCAAUUCCCUCUUUGAUCAUGAAGGUCCCCAUCCACAGCGUCUCCGUGACAAAAGAGAAAAGCCACAUCUUGGUGGGUUUGGAGGACGGCAAGUUGAUCGUGGUCGGCGCAGGGCAGCCUUCGGAGGUGCGGAGGGGCCAAUUCCAUCAGCGGCUGUGGCGUUCGACACGGCGUAUCUCUCAAGUGUCUUCAGGCGAGACAGAAUAUCAUCCGACGGAGUCCAAAUAGAGGCCUCGUUUUUAACUUUCCUGUUGCCUUGUAGUUACCUCUCCGCCACAGUGGUCCCCAGGUUCUCCUAAGAGAAAGCCCACCACUGCUGCUGUCUGAUUCUCUCGUUGUGCGGCCGACGGAUCUUUGUGGCUGCAGGGAUAACCUGUGGCAACUCCCCAGAAGCGAGAACCUGCACACCUCUGGAGCAGGCUCCUAAGUGCAGUUUGUGCAGCAGAACAAUCUGGGGGGUGUUUUUUUUUGUGUGUGUGUAUGUGUGCGUGUGGUUUUCCUGAGUCCAUUUAGCUGUUCCCCACCGAUCAAUGCUAUACUACUGUUGAUUCCUGCAGAGCUUGAAACGGCAAAUGUUUGUAUUCAUUGUCUUAUACCGGAGAGCGUGAGCGAGAGAGGACGGGGUAAGGCUGCAGGAGUGUUUUCUGCCCCCUCCCACCAUGUGUCCGAGUCUGGGGAUCAUGAGUGAAGCAGUAGACACCCUAACCUCAAGACUGCGGGUGGUCUCUUGGUAGUGGCCUUAAGGAGACGUUUGUUGCACUACGUGGAAUACUGCGCCUGAAGUGGACAGCCGUUCCACUCCGUGUCCUGAGAAGGGUGAGAAGUUCACUUAAACUCCGAAGAAAGCUUUAAAGGGAAGUCGGGAAGGUCAGGAGCUCUUGAUCCUCAAGUUGGAAACCAAGAAAGUUGGACAAGGCGGGGAAACCCGUAAACGUUAACGCCAGAGGUGGGGCAGGUGGCGAAUCCUCAAAUCUUCUACGGUGUGAAAAAAGUGAGCUUUUCCCACAGGUCUGGUGCCCUUUGGUGGCUUGGUACUGAAGAACGUCCAUGGACAGUUGAUUGUUAGGGAUGUGGGAGACCCAGACAUUCGUUCGUUGGGGGCCAACUGUUUGCAACACCAUGUCCUGCGUACCUUCACGAGCAAUAAAAGACAACCUUGGUGCCCAUGGGUUACACCCAACCCUGCCUCAAGGCCUUAUGUUUCUCUGUGUCCCAAGACGAGGGGAACGCCCUGAGAGUGGACGAUGGUACCCUCAGCCAGUUGUCCUCUUCGUUCCUCGCUUUUCAACAAAAUCCACUCAAUAGACACUCCCUCAGACGUCUUAUCAUCUUCCUCUUAAGCCUCUUCUGAUAUCCACCCUUCUGGCUUUCUUCACGGAGAAGAUGGAGGAGACACCGAGAUACCAGAAACUACAUACACGUUUCAUCAUGAAGACAAAUUCAGAGCAGAUUCCACGCUGGAUAUGAGCUUUGUCCUACCUUCCCGUUCCUUGUUGCGGUUGUGUGAAGUUCUCUCCAAACUAAGACAAAGUCCUCAACUACUCCACAGUUGUCCAACUACCAGACUUCUUGGGCAGGUCAUUCCAUCUCUUCGCCCACAUGGUUGAAGAAAACUGCACUCCUGAAGGAGAACACCUCUCGCUUCGCACGUAAAACUUGUUACACCUAAAAUAAGGUGAUCCUUCAUCUACUCAUGUCUGACUUAUCGCUUUGUGUCCCACUUCUGUGGCUGUACAAAGCACAUCGGUGGUUGAAUGUUCUAGAGAAGAACAGGUAUCCGUCUCCAUCCUCACGUGGCUUCCUUCCAGGAUUACAUUGUCUUUUGUUGCUGCCUUUUUCCAAAGGGAGAACAUACUUCAUCCUCCAGGAGCAUCUCUGAAGAUCUUCUGUCUUCAGUUACCCCUAGAAAGCAAUCCCAUUGUUUCAGAUUUCAGCUUCUGUGAUUUUUAUCCUACUCUUAAUUAUUCUACUGUUUGUUGGUUGGUUCAUCCUCCUGUUAGUUAGAUGGAGAAGAGGGCAGCUGUUCUGCUUGUUUGCAGAUGAGAAAUUUGCAAAUUUCCAGAAGCUGCCUCAGAUACUGCACUCCAAAUGUGACGCGUUAGAACAAUGUUUCUCAACCUUGGCAACUUGAAGAUGUGUGAACUUCAACUCCCAGAAUUCUUAAAGCAUGCUGGCUGGGGGAUUCUGGAAGUUAGGCCACCCCUUUUUAAAGCAUACUGGUUGGGAAUUCUGGGAGUUGAGGUCCAGCCAUCUUCAACUUCCCAAGGUUGAGAAACAGUUCAAUAGAAGUUUCAGAUGGUGGGUUUUUUUACCUUUUCUGGCCCACUAAUACAUCUGCUCUUACACAGAGGGAAACUGAGGCCAGACUACGAAUGUUUUAUCAUAUUCCUUCCACUCUCUUGUUUUGUCUUUUUCUUCCCCAGGUAAGCAUUCUCUAGGACAGGGGUCUCCAACCUUGGCAACUUUAAGAAUUGUGGACUUCAACUCCCAGAGUUCUUUGCUGGCUGAGGAAUUCUGGGAGUUGAAGUCCACAAGUCUUAAAGUUGCCAAGGUUGGAGACCCCUGCUCUAGGAGACUACAAAUCCAACCAUCCCCAGCCAGUGUGUCUCCCCAAACCCAGAGAGCAAGAUCCUCAAUUGCUCCACAAAUUGUCUACCAGAUUGAAACCAUUCUUAAAUCUUUUUUUUUUCCUAAUCUCUUAUCCAUUCCAGGUCUUUUCUCUGAAAGAACAUUAUAAUAAUAAUAAUUCUGGAACAGAGACCAAUUUCCACCAAGUGCAAUAUCAGCAUUCCAAAACUUUUGUGCCCUUUUUUAAAAUUUAUUUGAAGGGGGUAAAAGUGUUAAUUUUUAGAGUUUUUCGACUCCAAGAAAAAGUAGCUGAAGUCCUUCGACCAGCGUGAAAUUUAGCACUGUUGGUGGCUGUUGGUUACACUAACUGCAGUUCUCAAAUUCCUAAGAUUGGUGGGCUAGUUUGCUUGAGAGAAUCUGAGUUAGGUGGGUUUAUUUGGGGCAGGUUUAGGCUACAGACACCCGGCUGAACGUUUUGGGGGGACUUGCAAAAAAAAAAAGUGGGGAGGCGACUCGUGUCUCUUGGUAGGGGGCGAUGUACCAGAGUGUGCUUUUUCCACAUGCGUAUUUUGUACAGUCUGUAUUGUGGUGGAACAUCCAUCAUUUUUGACCCACGGGAAGCGAAGCAAGAGAAAAGAAAGAGGUUUAAAUGAUUCUCAGCAACCUCCUAAUGUUGCAAAGACUUUAAAAAAAAAGUUGAUGUUUUUAAAAUUAAAAGAGAGCUCUGGAAUUCGACAUUAUUUUGGAUUUGUAAACAAGCAAAACUGGAUUGCGAAAAAUGCUUUAAGGUAAUGUUUUUCACUGACUGCUUGAAGGAGGUUGGGUUUCAACUCCCAGAAUUCCCCAGCCAGCAGGCUGGCUGGGGAAUUCUGGGAAUCGAAGUCCAACCAUCUUCAAGAGUCCAAGGUUAAGAAGCAUUGCUUUAAAGAUGGAUACAGGGACGGGGUGCCUUAUUUGUCCCCCAACACCCCUAAAACUUCCAUUUUGUCCCGAUCCAGAACCGAGACUCCCAAAGAGGACAAAGAUCCAUCCUCCACUUCGAUCUGAGCCAUUGUACCAGCCCAGCCUUCUCGGUUUAUGUACGGCCAUUGGGGAAAUUUGUAUUUUGCAAUGAAUAAAUUAGAAAGGAGGCGCAAAUCCUGAGCAACCAAGGGCAUUUAAAAGCUCCCCUUGCAAAUUGAGGUAGCCAUGAGUAAGGAAGGGAUUGCAACUUUUUUGGAUGUUGCCAGCGUUCUUUGUGACGUGGAAAAACAGUGUCUGGUUUUAAAAGGCCUCUGGGACAGAACAAAUCCACUUAGACUGCACUGCCUUGCGUCUUCUUUUCCUUCCAGAAAAUUUAAAAGCACAAUCUGAAUUUUUAAAUUUAGAAAAGUAAAAAUAUGCCUUAAACUUGAAUGGGACUGCUUGCCUUGAAUUUUACUGGUUUUUGCCUCGCCGAAGGAGGAUAUUCUUGUUCACCCGAGUUUAAAUAAACAGCUAAAAAAA
Molecule: messenger RNA, 12306 nt
Organism: Ahaetulla prasina
Lineage: Eukaryota; Metazoa; Chordata; Lepidosauria; Squamata; Colubridae
Gene: NBEAL2
Product: neurobeachin like 2
Exons: 55
Coding region: 145-8481 (2778 amino acids)
Biological process (GO): intracellular protein localization
Cellular component (GO): membrane; cytosol
Molecular function (GO): protein kinase binding
Source: RefSeq, a predicted model, not a curated record